Molecule: messenger RNA, 1362 nt
Organism: Morus notabilis
Lineage: Eukaryota; Viridiplantae; Streptophyta; Magnoliopsida; Rosales; Moraceae
Product: L-ascorbate peroxidase 3
Exons: 9
Coding region: 113-979 (288 amino acids)
Biological process (GO): hydrogen peroxide catabolic process; cellular response to oxidative stress; response to reactive oxygen species
Molecular function (GO): peroxidase activity; heme binding
Source: RefSeq, a predicted model, not a curated record
UUCCGUAAUCAAUUGCGAUUAUAUUUAGCAACCAGUCACGGUGUUUUUCAGCUUAGGGAAAAAAAAAAAAAAAAAACCUCACAAGUCAGAGUUCAUUUGAGGUUUGGUUCCGAUGGCUUUUCCGGUGGUGGACGCUGAGUACCUCAAGGACAUCGACAAGGCUCGUCGCCAUCUCCGCGCUCUCAUCUCCUCCAGAAACUGUGCGCCACUCAUGCUCCGAUUAGCGUGGCACGAUGCCGGAACUUACGAUGCGAAACUGAAAACCGGAGGACCAAAUGGCUCCAUCAGGAAUGAGGAAGAGUACUCUCACGGCUCCAACAGCGGCUUGAAGAAAGCUAUCGAUUUUUGCGAGGAAGUGAAGUCCAAACAUCCAAGAAUUACAUAUGCAGAUCUAUACCAGCUUGCUGGUGUCGUUGCAGUUGAGGUCACUGGAGGCCCCACAGUUGCUUUUGUGCCUGGCAGAAAGGAUUCAAAAAUUUCUCCCAAGGAAGGGCGACUACCAGAUGCUAAACAAGGUGCACCACAUCUUAGGGACAUCUUUUACCGAAUGGGCCUUUCCGAUAAGGAUAUUGUUGCUCUAUCAGGAGGCCAUACGCUGGGAAGGGCUCAUCCAGAGAGAUCUGGUUUCGAUGGUCCUUGGACUGUGGAACCCCUGAAGUUUGAUAACUCAUACUUUGUGGAACUUCUGAAGGGGAACUCAGAGGGGCUGUUGAAACUUCCAACGGACAAGGCUCUUUUGGAUGAUCCCAAGUUCCGUCCUUACGUUGAGCUGUAUGCAAAGGAUGAGGAUGCAUUUUUCAGAGACUAUGCUGAAUCACACAAGAAGCUUUCCGAGCUCGGCUUUACUCCUAGUUCCUCAAGCUCUAAAGUAAACGUAAACGAUGGCAUACUACUUGCACAAAGCGCCGUGGGGGUUGCGGUUGCUGCGGCAGUGGUGGUCCUCAGCUAUUUCUACGAAGUUCGCAAAAGAAAGAAAUAGACUUGAUUGACAUUCUUAAUCCCGUCUGGAUUAAUCCUUGAAUUGUAACGCGAGCCAAGAGCUAGAUAUCAAUAUAAGGAUUAGAAUAAUUACAAGGGUCCUUUGCUUUUGAGCCUGGCAGCUUUGAUGAGCCAGUAGAAUUUAGAAAUUACGAUUCAACAGUUUCAGGUCUUCGAAAUAAAGAUUCCAAUGUAUGGACAUAAAUUCUUAUCGAGUCUCAUUGUUUUCUUGUGGCAAAAUAUGUAUACGUUAGCUGUUAAGACAUCUGCACGGGCACACUGCACUUUCAUUAGGGACGCGAAAAUUUAGUUUUAUUGUCGAACUUUUGAUCUAUUAAUAUGAAUGUACUUGCGUAUUUGCCAACACGUUACUAUGACUUCUCU